Pestalotiopsis fici W106-1 is the source of this 699-nucleotide messenger RNA. RefSeq lists its product as uncharacterized. Bases 1 to 699 code for a protein of 232 amino acids. The transcript has a single exon. NCBI's taxonomy places the organism in Eukaryota, Fungi, Ascomycota, Sordariomycetes, Amphisphaeriales, Sporocadaceae. The record is from RefSeq and is a predicted model, not a curated record.
AUGCCAGUCCUAGUUAGUCGCGUCGAGGAUCUCGACGAUGGCCAAAUGGCCACGAUCAAGAGCAUUUGGGAGACUAUCAAGCAGCUAGCACCACGAUCCGCCCGCAAGACCUACAAUGCCUACACAGACGACGACUUUACCGAGUUCGUAACUUCAAUCUUUCAAGAUGACUGGAAUACCUCGCGACGCCCUAUCCAAGCGGCCUGGAAGCCCAAGAAGCAGGACAUGAACGCCAUCACCGUCGGAGUGUGGAACAAGGAUGUCGUCAAGAAGGCGGAUGGAGCCACAACAAUACCAGCUGGCAAAAGAAAGGGCGCAGAAGCACUAUGCCGCCCAGAGGUCGUCGGCGAUACCGUCGUCUUCAAGAUUGUGGAUAAGCAUGGUGCAAUGCAUACCUUUAAGGAUGUAACCUGGGAUAAUGGCGACCGCUUGACCGGGGAAACCAAGGCGCGAGUCUGCAUGCAUUACGAUCGCAACGAGUUCUCCCAUGUCAUGGCAUUCAAUCUUCAGGCGGCAAGAACUCACAUCCAGCACUAUCUCUGGACGCCGAACGAUCGAAUGGCAGUUCGUGCUGCAGAUCCGUUACCUGAAUUCAAGGAAACGAACUUGUGCUUGCCACUUUGGAGAUCAAUGUACCAGGACGCUCGUGUCGUCCGUAAGGAGAUGAAGAAGAUGUCGCAGAGGAGAAACUACCUUUAA